AAAAUAGCCGAAGGACAGCACCCAGGCCACGGAGCCCCAAGGGCACGGACCGGAAGUGGAAGUGUGCAAUGAAUCUUCUUCCGGGCAGACGCGGGGCGGGAAGCAGAGGUUCCGGAUCUGGGCACUGGCAUGAAAGGAGGUAACGCAGGUAAGAAAGACCCGCAGGUGGGGAAACCGUGAGGUGUACGUAGCCCUUGCUCGGUACAGCGGAGGCCGAAGAGAAGAAGCAGCAGCAAAGAAUCGGACAGAUAGCUGGCAGAGAGAGAAGUUGGCUACCAUGGAGUCACCAGAGGAGCCUGGAGCAUCCAUGGAUGAAAACUACUUUGUGAACUAUACUUUCAAAGACCGCUCCCACUCAGGCCGAGUGGCUCAGGGCAUCAUGAAACUGUGUUUGGAGGAGGAGCUCUUUGCUGACGUCACCAUUUCAGUGGAAGGCCGAGAGUUUCAGCUCCACCGGCUGGUCCUGUCAGCUCAGAGCUGCUUCUUCCGAUCCAUGUUCACUUCCAACCUGAAAGAGGCUCACAACCGGGUGAUCGUGCUGCAGGAUGUCAGUGAGUCUGUUUUCCAGCUCCUGGUUGAUUAUAUAUACCAUGGGACUGUGAAACUUCGAGCUGAUGAGCUGCAGGAAAUUUACGAGGUGUCAGACAUGUAUCAGCUGACAUCUCUCUUUGAGGAAUGUUCUCGGUUUUUGGCACGCACAGUACAAGUGGGGAACUGCCUUCAGGUGAUGUGGCUUGCAGACAGGCACAGUGACCCUGAGCUCUACACUGCUGCCAAGCACUGUGCCAAGACCCACCUGGCCCAGCUGCAGAGCACAGAGGAGUUUCUCCACCUGCCCCACCACCUACUCACUGAUAUCAUCUCAGAUGGUGUUCCAUGUUCCCAGAACCCAACAGAGGCAAUAGAAGCCUGGAUCAAUUUUAAUAAAGAAGAAAGAGAGACUUUUGCAGAGUCACUCAGGACUAGCUUGAAGGAAAUUGGGGAGAAUGUGCACAUUUACCUUAUUGGGAAAGAGUCAUCUCGCACCCACUCAUUGGCUGUGUCCUUACACUGUGCAGAAGAUGACUCCAUCAGUGUAAGUGGCCAAAACAGCUUGUGCCACCAAAUCACUGCAGCCUGCAAGCAUGGUGGAGACUUGUAUGUAGUGGGAGGGUCCAUACCACGGCGCAUGUGGAAAUGCAACAAUGCCACCGUUGACUGGGAGUGGUGUGCUCCUUUGCCCCGGGACCGCCUCCAGCAUACCCUGGUAUCCGUGCCUGGGAAAGACGCCAUCUAUUCCCUGGGUGGCAAGACACUACAGGAUACCCUUUCCAACGCAGUCAUCUACUAUCGGGUAGGUGAUAAUGUGUGGACAGAGACAACUCAGUUAGAGGUGGCUGUAUCUGGGGCUGCUGGUGCCAACCUCAAUGGAAUCAUCUACUUACUAGGGGGCGAGGAGAAUGACCUAGACUUCUUUACCAAACCUUCCCGACUUAUCCAGUGCUUUGACACAGAGACUGACAAGUGCCACGUGAAGCCCUAUGUGCUGCCCUUUGCAGGCCGCAUGCAUGCAGCUGUGCAUAAAGAUCUGGUGUUCAUUGUGGCUGAGGGGGACUCUCUGGUGUGCUAUAAUCCCCUUUUAGACAGCUUCACCCGGCUCUGUCUUCCUGAGGCCUGGAGCUCUGCCCCAUCCCUCUGGAAGAUUGCUAGCUGUAAUGGAAGCAUCUACGUCUUCAGGGAUCGAUAUAAGAAGGGAGAUGCCAACACCUAUAAGCUCGACCCUGCUACUUCAGCUGUAACUGUCACAAGAGGCAUUAAGGUGCUGCUUACCAAUUUGCAAUUUGUGUUGGCCUGAGAGACAGUGAUGGGAGGAACAGCUGACUCCUUGGCCCUCCCCUUUUCUGUGAUCCCCAGUCAAAUCUGAAAUUCCCCCAGUUCAGAGUAAUGUGUUAGUUUGGGUAUUCAUGAGGAAGGCAGCGCCUCAGCCCACCCCAGGCUCGUGGGUUUCUCUGUUUAGGGCUUUUCACACUGCUGCUGCUCAGGUGGCUGCUGGAACUCUGCCCUUAUCCCCUGUGACCCCGUGCCUCACUUCAGGCUGCUUAGAGCAGCAUCUUCUCAGACCUAGGCACAGCCUCCCCUUACCAGAUCAGUGUUAAUAGAAGCACCUUGGUUCCCAUGCAGAAAGAAAGGCCCAUUCCUUUUUGUCCACAGCCAGCAACGGGGCUAGUUGUCACUUUCCCAUAAAGAAUUAAGUAUUAAGAGUUUUCCUUCAGGAUUUGGAGGGGACAGCAGACUAAGCUAGAAAUGUCCUUCACCAGCAAGAAUCAACACUAGAAUUCAGGAUACUCCUUCUAAUGUUUUCUCAUCUAUCUGUCAGGAAAAGACACUUUGGUUGGAUUUUUGGCUUAUACAAACAGAUAAGCCAGAAAAGUAGAAACAAUUAUUUCUGAUUAAUAGCAGAAACUGUUUUCCAGACUCAAAUAUAUACAAUCUCUGGUCUUUUAAAAACUCUAAGCUAAAUCAAGCACUAGGUACUGUUCGUACAAAUAAAAGUUUUUGAAGCGG
This is a messenger RNA of Peromyscus eremicus (cactus mouse), 2544 nucleotides long. RefSeq names its product kelch repeat and BTB domain containing 4 (gene Kbtbd4). Gene Ontology annotation, molecular function: protein binding. NCBI's taxonomy places the organism in Eukaryota, Metazoa, Chordata, Mammalia, Rodentia, Cricetidae. The record is from RefSeq and is a predicted model, not a curated record. The transcript has 4 exons. The coding region runs from base 278 to 1834 and encodes 518 amino acids.